Molecule: messenger RNA, 2837 nt
Organism: Penaeus indicus
Lineage: Eukaryota; Metazoa; Arthropoda; Malacostraca; Decapoda; Penaeidae
Product: trichohyalin-like
Exons: 2
Coding region: 345-2837 (830 amino acids)
Source: RefSeq, a predicted model, not a curated record
AAGCAGUGUCUAAUGAAUGUGAGGAAAUAAAUGUCAAAAGUGAAAGUCAAGAAGAGAAGGCUGCUGACCAAUCAACUCCGACAGGUCAGAAACUAGGAGGCGAAAUUGAAAUCACAAAAUUGAAAGACAUUAUAUUAGAGAAAAAGAAAAAUAUCCAGACAAUACAAGAUGCGUUGAAAGGACACGUGGUGGAUAUAAGCCAACUGAAAGAAGAUGCCAAAGAACACAAGGACCCCAAAGACUCCCAGCCUGACGUCGACAAGAAUAAGGAGAAUAUAAAGGACGUCUCCGAUCUGAACAGCAAGCGCAGACAAAGUCCCGACGGGGCUGAGGCCGACGUCGGGAUGCUGUGGGUGAUCGAGAAGCCCGAGAAGCCCGUCGUCAAAGGGGAGAAGGACAUCAACAGCCUGAACAAGACCAUUGCUGAGACGCUGAACAAAAGUAAAACCGACAAGACAGUAACGGAUAAGGAUAAGACAAAUGAUGAGAACGUAAAGAAAGCUGAAUCACCGAAGCAUCCCGACGAGGAAAAGAAAGAAGACGAAGAAAUAGAAAGACUGCUUGAAGAGGAAAGGCUUCAGAGGAAGAAAAAACGGGAAGAGAAAUAUAAGAAAGAGGAGGAGUUAGAUCUGAUGAGACAUGAAAUAAAGAUAAAUCUGGAGAGACGGAAGAAAUCAAAACAAAAAGAAGAAUAUGUUAAAGAAGGUAAAGAAGAGGUGGAGGAAGGACAAACUAAAAGGGAAGAUUCGAAACAAGAGGAAGUAAAACAGAAUAUCGAAGAACAUAAAGAAACAACACCAAAAACGAAGGAUGAGGAUGGAAGUUCAAAAGAAGAACAAAAGAAACAAACAAAGGAUAAGGAAGGGGACAGAAUUAAAGAAACGACGCAUACACAGGAUAAUGCUCUAAAGGAAAUUCAGAAUCUGCAAAGUGACGAGAGGGAGAAAGAGGAAAGGAAAGAUAAGAAGAGAAAUAACCGUGAACAAGAAUCAAAGGAACCAGAAGCAAAGGGCGAUAUGCAUGAAAUUGAAAACAUCGGUGAUGAAGCACUCCAAAGACGGAGGGAGAAGGAGGAACGGAAGGAAAAGAGAAGAAAACGGCGAGAAGAAAAAGCAAGAAUAAAAGAGGCGCUACGAAAUGAACAGAACAGUGACGAAAAUCUAUUACAAGACCUUCGCCGACUGGAAAUGGAAAAGCGAAAAGAAAAAGAGGAAAGGAAACUGAGGAAACAGAAGAAGCGCGAACAAGAAACAAAAAGCCCGGAAGCCAGAGACCCGGAGCAAGAGGGAUGGGAGCGAAGCCGGAGGGAGCGAGCGGCUGACGAAGAGAGUGAAAUUCAACGAAGAGGAGAAAGGGAGGAGGCAAAGCGGCACGAAGAGAGCCAAGAAAAUGCCAUCGAACCUAAACGAGAAACAGCAGAGGAACAUAAAGAGAAAACGGACAGAAACAAAAAGAAUCGAGAAGUAAAAGCGGAGCAGGAAGAGGCGCUGCGUCACAGCAUAAAUAACAAGGGCAGCUUCGGUGACUCAACAGCCACUGUUAUAUCUGUGCUUGACGACCGCAGUUCCUUGCAUGACCGAGCUCCGGACGCACUUGACGGGAAGACGAAAGUCAAGGAAAAUGAUAAUCAUAGAGCCAAACAAGAAAGCUACCUUGAGAAGUCCCAUGAGAUAGGAAACGGCAGCGAAACGGAAAAACCUUUAAUACGGGAUGGUAAGAGAGAAUCGCCAAAAGUGGACGAGACACAGACUGCGAAACCCGACAUGAAAGAGAGCAAAGUCAAGGAGCGCAGUCCCAGAGGGGAGGACAGAGGCCAGGAGGAACCGACGGAAGACGCGGCGCAAACGACUGCAAGACGAAGGAGGAGAAGAAAGGAAGAUGAAGCGGCAGCGGAAGAGGCUACGAUUGGAGGACUGUUCAGCGGCAUUUCCAAUUUCACUGUUCUUAAGAAAUUCGAAGAGCUGGUUGCCGAACGGAGAAAGAGAAAAAGCAAGCGUCUGGAAAAUGAUUCGAACCAAGAGCCCCCAAAAGAAGAACCUGCUGAAGCUCCGAGACGAAGGAGAAGGACUCAGCAGGAGGAAACGAACGAAAGCCAAGCACCCACCUCCGAAGAGCCCAAAAAAGAGGAGGGAUCUUCUGUGCCUGAGGGCCAGCCAGUGCGAAGGAGGAGGCGAGUCGCGGAGGAGGACCAGGUCAGCAAAGACUACGAGGAGAUCUUUGCGCGGCGCCGGCAGCGGAGGAGCCGCCUGGUGGAGGGUGACAGCAGCCAGAUAGAUGACGACCGUCGCUCUAUGUUCGCUUCCGAGAGUCAGGAUUCCCAGCCAGUAGCAGCGAGUGACGCCGAGAAGCACUUCGAGGAAAUCCUUCAAAGGAGAAAGCGCAUUAGGAGGCAGAGAUACGUCUCCUUGCACAAGGACGACCAUGAGCCAACUGGCGGCUCCUCGCCUACGCCAGGCUCGCGGGAACACUCGUCAGAACUAAGUGAUCUUACGAAUAAAAAUCGAAGUGCCGAUAUAAAGAAAUCGCCGUCUCCUUCAAAGUGUUAUGGGAAAGACCGAAAAUCGCCGACCUAUGGAAAAGGCGACAGUGACAGUGAUUCUAGUGAUGACAACAAAGUGAAUGUGACAAGGAUAAGACAGUGUAAACCGAGCACAGACACUAAUCAUGACGUCGGCGACAGAGAGAUCUCCGGUGAUGAGUGGUUAGUGAAACAAACUGCUAACACCGAAAUACCACAGUACACUGACUGGGUUACAUACGCAUCAAGAACACCCAUGCCAAGCUUUAUACAAGGUGCAUAUGACCUUGGUGCUUGCCAGAAAAUCUUGACACAAUAA